AUGGAUUCGUCGCCAGAGAUGGAUAGGUUUGGUGUUUCAGAGCAGGAUUAUGAGUAUAUGUUUGAUCCUCUCAAGCGCCGUGGUUUCACUUCCAAGAAGCAGCAGAUAUAUGGUGUUUUCGCCUCGGAUUCUGACUCCGAAACCGAAGAAAGUGGCAUGAGCUCCAUGGCCUCCAUACGCAAGCGUAAGGGUUCAAACUAUUCUGGACCCAUCACUUUUGUCAGUGGUGGAAUUAAGGAAGGUUCCAAAACUUUGGAAUCGGUGGUGAACGAAGAAGACCUGGAUGUUGGAAUCUCAGAUGAGGAAGAGGACAAGCGCUUAUUUUCUGUGGACACCCAUGCGAAGGAAAAUUCAUCAAAGCAGCAUGUUUUUGCCAAGCCUGCGUCAUUUCGGUCGCGUAAACUCACGUCUUCAUCUACCACUCAGGGUUUUGGGUCAUGGGAACGACACACCAAAGGCAUUGGGAUGAAGUUGUUGCAGAAGAUGGGUUUCAAAGCUGGUGAGGGCCUUGGUAAAGCUGGGCAGGGCAUUGUUACCCCAGUGGAGGCAGUCAAGCGUGCUGGAAAAGGUGCAGUCGGUUCAAUGGGACCCGAGGCUGCUGCUGCUCCUCGCAGAGGGAAUGAACCAGUUCCGUUGCCUCAGGAGCGCCAGAGUGAUAAUUCGGGUCUCCCCAGGUACAAGAAAAAGUCAGGUGUAAACGGCGACUCUGGCUCAGAAAAGCGCUCUCACAAAGCCAUUUAUAUGUCGGCCGACGAACUUAUUGCUAGUGUUAGCCCGGCUACACCUGCUGCAGCAAUCAAAUCGCAUGGUCCUUUUAUCCAGAACAGUGAGUUGAGCAAAGUGAAGGUGAUUGAUAUGACUCAGAGGGAGCAGCGUGUGUAUGAAGGCUAUGAGGCUGCUCUGUCCAGCUCCUCGCGCUACGGUCGACGUGUCGAUGAGGCCGAUGAUGAUGUUGUGGAUGCAGAAUCACGUAAGCGCGAGCGACGCAUUGAGGGUCACUUCUUCGAGGUUCCUGUGCUCUGCCACAAUAUUGACCUCGUCAUCAAGACCACUGAGGAUGAGAUCAGGCGUCUGGAUCGUGGUGCCCGCUAUGAGGAGGACAGGACUACUGGACUACAACAUGAAAUUGAUCGUCUGAGUCGGGUAGUGGAAAAGGCAGCUUUCGAUGUAGAUGAGCUGGCAGCAGCCCUAGAUCUCAUUAGUCAAUUCGAGUCCGCUCUGAAAAGAGGUGAUACCGGAUCGAGCCCCGAGGCAUGUUCCUCCUGGCUCACACGAAUUCGGCGGGAGUGCGCUGAUCUCUUUGAACUGCCUGCUCUCCUUGCUGCCGUGGCGCGGCCUCUUUUGGACAGCAUGCUGAUCAGUUGGAAACCUCUCGUUAUCCGAGGUCCCCUUGAUCUCACAAUCCCAUAUUUACUGUAUGAAUAUCUGUAUGUGAGUCAGCAAACUGUGAUCGAACAACCAGAACCGGAGAAUCCAAGCUAUGGCGUCUCUGCGUUGAUGGAGUGGCGCAGCGCCUUGGACGAUGCGGGCGCCUUUGAGAUCCUCUUGCGGACGAGUUGGUUACCGUCGGCGCGACGCUGCGUCACCAUGGAGUGGGACCCGCAUGACUGCGAACGCCUACUCGCUGUCUUCGAGGCCUGGCAAUCCCUCCUGCCCGAGGACCUUCUUCAACACGACCUCCUUGAUGGACUAGUGCUGCCCCGUCUUCGGACGGCAGUGGAGGCGUGGAACCCACUGACAGACACGGUGCCCAUCCACACGUGGCUGCACCCCUGGCUGCCAUGGUUCGGUGGGGCCUCUCGCCUCGCCACUGUGCAUGAGGUGGUGUUGCACAAACUAGCCCUUUGCCUCACCAACUGGCAUCCCUCUGACGCCUCCGCCAGCUCAGUUCUCCUGCCCUGGCGAAAUGUCAUCCCUAUGACCCAAAUGACCAUCUUCUUAAGUCGCAAUGUCGUGCCCAAGUUGGCUCUGAUAAAUCCUGCGGACCAGAAUAUGGAGCCCUGGAACUGGGUGAUGCGUUGGCUGGAAAUUGUCGACCCAGCAGUAAUAGCCGACCUCCUCGAGCGCUUCUUCCUGCCACGCUGGCUCCAUUGUCUCUCCGAGUGGCUCACCCAAGCUGUGGAUUCGCGCAAUCGUCACGCUCCCUCCACCGGCCAGAUUUUUAGCGAAAUCGGCGCCUGGUACUCGGGUUGGAAGGGUCAAAUCCCCCCCGAGUUGAUGGAUUAUCCAAGUAUCAAGGACGCGCUCACGAAGGCCCUCAACUUCAUGGAAUGUGCGAUGCGUGGAAUAACUCCGGAGGCCUUGUCGUACGGAAGAGCACCGAAUUCCCAGCUGGCCUCGGGGCCUCCCAACAGUGGUACUGCACGUCGUCCACCGUUCGUGCCUCUACCACAACUUCCACCGACGAAUUUGAGGGAACAGGUGGAACAGACGGCAGCUCAGAGAGGCUUCCUCUUCCUUCCCAUUGCAAAUCGCUUCCACGAGGGCAAACAAGUGUACCGUCUAGAGGCACAGCAGGUCUUUUUCGACCGCAAUGUCGCCUUCUGCUUCAAUUCGUAUGAUUCCGGUUGGCAUCCCGUCUCCUUCAAUGAACUCAUGGCGAUGGCUGAGUAG
Echinococcus granulosus is the source of this 2613-nucleotide messenger RNA. Its product is annotated as Tuftelin-interacting protein. Gene Ontology annotation, cellular component: U2-type post-mRNA release spliceosomal complex. Gene Ontology annotation, molecular function: nucleic acid binding. Bases 1 to 2613 code for a protein of 870 amino acids. Gene Ontology annotation, biological process: spliceosomal complex disassembly. NCBI's taxonomy places the organism in Eukaryota, Metazoa, Platyhelminthes, Cestoda, Cyclophyllidea, Taeniidae. The transcript has 10 exons. The record is from RefSeq and is a predicted model, not a curated record.